AUGAGGAGAUCAGUGGGGAAAAGCAGCGGAUCACAUGAAUUCCCUGCGCCUGAAAAUCAAUAUCCUUGGUUAGUGUAUCGUCAUGGAGAAGAUACAAAAUAUCAAACGUUUUGUACCAUCAAAUCAUCAUCUUCAGGAGGAAGCGCCGCCACCGUCAAGAAAAUCUCGGAAUUACGGCGGCAAGGGAUAGUUUAUUGUUCCCCUGAUGGAAACAGGAUACUUUUGACAAAGUUCACUCCAGGAUCGCAACAGUUUUAUGCGUGCAGUGUUAAAGAGGACGAAGUAAUCCACUUGCCUCUUCUCGGACCACGUUUUGAAUCUAACAUUAUUCAUCAUGGAUUAAUGAUGGUCAACACAGAUUCGUGGUCCUCUUUGUUGGUACUUUUAUUUGUUGAACAGAGUCCUUUGUUGUUAUAUUUCCAAGUUGGUGACCUUGACCGGAAGUGGAAGGAGUUCAAUUAUGCUCAAAGCAUUCAAGCGCAAACGGGUUACCCUCUUAAACCACAAUAUUUCUUGUGCAGUCCUGUGAACUUCAAUGGCACAAUAUACGCCACGGCCUCCGGUUGUACAGAUCUGUCAUCGACAUCUUGUCUUGCUCCAAAUCCAUAUGUGGCGAAUAGAAUCUAUUUUCCAAAAUUCUAUAAGGAUGAAUUGGUGUAUUAUUCUUUAAGCACAAAGAGAUAUCAUUCUGCGGGGAGCCAACAAGAAUUGCAAAGUAUUAAUGAAACCAUCAAGUUCGUGGAUUGUGCUUGGAUUCAGCCUAGCUGGACGUGA
Molecule: messenger RNA, 774 nt
Organism: Oldenlandia corymbosa var. corymbosa
Lineage: Eukaryota; Viridiplantae; Streptophyta; Magnoliopsida; Gentianales; Rubiaceae
Source: the annotation of a GenBank genome assembly